Molecule: messenger RNA, 2500 nt
Organism: Trichosurus vulpecula (common brushtail)
Lineage: Eukaryota; Metazoa; Chordata; Mammalia; Diprotodontia; Phalangeridae
Gene: FRG1
Product: FSHD region gene 1
Exons: 9
Coding region: 74-832 (252 amino acids)
Cellular component (GO): catalytic step 2 spliceosome; nucleolus; striated muscle dense body
Molecular function (GO): actin filament binding
Source: RefSeq, a predicted model, not a curated record
AGGCGGGGCUGGCGAGAGCGCAGUGCGCGGUAGUUUUGACCCGCUUUGGGCGUCGUCGGCCUCCUCCGCCGUCAUGGCCGAGUACGCUUCGGUCAAGUCCACCAAGCUGGUGCUGAAGGGCACGAAGGCCAAGAGCAAGAAGAAGAGGAGCAAGGAGAAGAAGAGGAGGCGGGAGGAGGAGGAGGAGGGGCAGCUGGACUGCGUGGGAAACUGGUGGACCGUGAGAAGCUUUGGGGAAAUUUCCGGAACCAUUGCGAUCGAGAUGGACAGAGGGACCUACGUCCACGCCCUCGACAACGGCCUCUUUACGCUGGGGGCGCCACAUAGAGAAGAUGACGAGGGCCCCAGCCCCCCCGAGCAGCUCACAGCGGUCAAGCUGUCUGAUUCCAGAAUUGCCCUCAAGUCCGGCUACGGGAAGUAUCUCGGAAUAAAUUCAGAUGGCCUGGUUGUGGGGCGGUCCGACGCGAUAGGACCCCGGGAGCAGUGGGAGCCGGUCUUUCAAGACGGGAAGAUGGCUUUGCUGGCUUCAAACAGCUGCUUUAUCAGAUGCAACGAAGGAGGCGACCUGGAAGCCAGGAGCAAGACUGCAGGAGAGGAAGAGAUGAUCAAGAUUCGCUCUUGUGCGGAAAGAGAAACCAAGAAGAAAGACGACAUUCCCGAAGAAGACAAAGGAAACGUGAAGCAGUGUGAAAUCAACUAUGUAAAGAAGUUCCAGAGUUUCCAAGACCACAAACUUAAAAUAAGCCAAGAGGACAGCAGAGUUCUGAAGAAGGCCCGGAGAGAUGGGCUCCUCCAUGAGACGCUCCUGGACAGGCCCCUCCUUGUUUUAUAGGUGAAGAUGCUAAGGCCCAGCGGGGGUCCACAAUUGGCUGGGCCAGGGUCCUGACCCCAGAUCUGCUAUUUCCUGCUGGGUUGGGCUGCCUCUCAUCUCCCUGAAAGGCUGUGUUUUUGAAGGGAGAAUAUGAUGUGGAAGGGGCUGUGGUAUGGGGAAAGGAGUCUGGCCACAGGGAUCCCAUUGCUCAGGUAAACGAGGGCAGGAUCCCCAGGAGGGGUGGCCCUGCUCCCCCAAGGGUACUUGGGCUCAGCCGGGGCCAUGCUCUUGCCUUCUGGCAGAAUUCAUAUUCUUCUAGGAUGAGCUUAAUUAUUUUCUAUUUGCUCCAGACCUGAAUAAUGAGAACGGAGGGCUGAGAGCAGGUGGGCCCCUCUGGGCAUCAGCGAGUUUCCGGGCCCUCCACCCUUGGGAAGGGGAAGCUUGCCGUCCCCCGGCCAGCCCUGAGAGAGCCAGCCUGGACUCCACAGGGGCCACAGCUUCUGACCACUCCCACAUUUGUGGGCAUAACCCCUGGACAGGUUUUACUGAGUCUUGAGGACCGAGCCGGAGCCCCAGCUUGGGGGGGGCAGCAGGGCUGCAGAGCGGGCUUUGCUUAGGGAUUGCUUAGGUGCCACUUAGCAUACAUGAGCUGCUUUCCACGUUCCAGCCAGGUGGGGGAGACUUGCUUGAUACUGCCUGCGUUAUUCUGAGAAUACAUUAUUGGGAAUUUCAUGCUGCACUAAGAUGUCACCACCCCAACUGUGACAGGCCGGGAGGGUGCAGAGGGCCCUCUCAGGGCUGUAGGAUCCCAGAUGGAGCACUGGAGGGGGCCAUCCUCAGAGCCCUCCCCUGCAACCUCCUCAGGAAACUGAGGCAGCAGCGUCUGGGACCCACUGACCUUUGCCUGGUUCUGUUUGUUUAAACAGGAGAGUGAAGCUGAAAGCUGACAGAUACUGCAAAUGAGAAGGAUGGUCUCUGCAGCCAUUCUCCUUCCCAUUAUUAUCCUGAAUAAAGCCCAGCAGCUGUGAUUCUCCGUAAAGAAAAGCUGUGUCCUUUGUGUUGGUGAGAGAGAUAACCGUCCUCGGUGUCACUCAUCAGGGCUUGAUGCCGUUGGGGGGCCUGGCUGGAGGAAGCACUUCAGACCAAGAGGAGCCCUAAGACCCCCCCCGAGAAGAACCCACAGUCCUGGGUGGGAUGGGCGUCUCCAGGCACCUUCCCCGGCCUGAAGCUUGCCCUCUGUGGGAAUCGAAUCCCAGGUUCUAAGUUCGGUUGUUGGCCUGGUUGACUGAAAACUUAGAGCAGAAUUUGAUUUCAAAUGCUUAUGGGGAGAAGCUGCAUCCGAAUGCAGGCCGGGGGAGGCACAGGCCGCCAGGUGAAAGCAGGAAGACCCUUCCCCAUGCCUGCGGAGUGUCUCCAGCAAGGGGAUGCCCCCUCCUGAGGGGGCCACCACUGUGUGAGUGGCAGCUCCCGUUGGUAGGUUCCUCACUGUACGUCCCAGAGGGGGUCAGAGGUCACCAUACUUCCCUCUUUCAGGGGAGGGGAGACUGUGCUCACCCCCGAAGAAGUCCUCCGGUUCCUGGGAAAGAAAGUGGCUAGUGGGGGCAGGACCCUCAGACUGCCUUACCCGUGUUCCAGAGGAAGAGAUGGGCAUGUGCGCCCACCCUCAUCCCCCAAUAAAUGCUGCCUCUG